GUCCAGCAGGGACCGGAAGUGCCUGGCGGGAGGAAGCUGGGUUGCCCUGGUAGCGGAGGAGUCUGGCCCUGAGGAGCCUCCCUUCCCCUCCCCGCCGCGCCCCAGAGACUCGGCGGGGCUAACCCCGUCCUCGCGCUUCCGGGUCCCAGCCCCUCCCCCCCGCGGGGUCCCCUCGCUGCUCCCGAGCCCUGCGGGGCCCCGCCGUGAACCUGGCUCCUGCCAUGACCGACAUGUACGACCAGGCGCUGCUGGGCAUCCUGCAGCACGUGGGCAACGUCCAGGAGUUCCUCGGCGUCCUCUUCGGCUUCCUGUACCGCAAGACGGAUUUCUACCGCCUGCUGCUGCGGCCGGAAGACCGGCUGGGCUUCCCGCCCGGGGUGGCGCAGAGCAUCGCCCUCAAGGCAUUCAAGAGCUUUGAACACCUGGCCCGUCAGGAUGAUGAGAAGAGGCAGCGGGAGCUUGUGGAGAAGAUGAGGAAAAGGGAGGAGGAAGCAGCAGCGGAGAGGACAAAAGUGCCUGCUGUAGCUCAGGAAGUUGAGAUCCACUCGGCAUCAGAGCCAGUCCCUGGCUCAGAUGAUGGUGCUGCCGCCAGGCCUCAUGAGCCCACUGCAGCAGAGGGGACAGCUGAAGCGGCAGAGAGCUCUGCGGCCGCAGAGCCACCAGGAGCAGCUGCCCCAGUGGAGUCCCAGCCAUCAGCAUUGCCCAAGAAGCAGGAGCAGUUCCAGACCAACCCUGACAGUUACAAUGGAGCCGUGCGAGAGAACUACUCCUGGUCCCAAGACUACAGCGACCUGGAGAUUAAAGUGCCGGUGCCCAAGCACAUCGUGAAAGGCAGGCAGGUGUCAGUGGAUCUCAGCAGCAGCUCGAUUCGCGUGGCCGUGCUGGAGGGGAGCAGCCAGCGUGUCCUCGUGGAAGGGAGACUCACCCACAAGAUCAACACGGAAAGUUCCCUAUGGAGUCUGGAACCAGGGAAAUGCAUCUUGAUCAGUCUGAACAAGGUGGGGGAGUACUGGUGGAGCGCCAUCCUGGAGGGGGAGGAGCCGAUCGACGUCGAUAAGAUCAACAAGGAGCGUUCCAUGGCCACAGUGGACGAAGAGGAGCACGCCGUGCUGGACAGGCUGAACUUCGACUACCACCAGAAACUGCAGGGCAAGCCCCAGAGCCAUGAGCUGAAAGUGCACGAGAUGCUGAAGAAGGGCUGGGACGUGGAAGGCUCCCCAUUCCGGGGCCAGAAGUUCGACCCCGCCAUGUUCAACAUCUCCCCUGGAGCCGUGCAGUUUUGACGACGCUCAGCGAGGAAGGGAAAAUCACAUCCAUGCAUGGGAUCGGAGGCCAAGGCCAGCGCCACUGUGUGUAACCAGCUAGCGCAGGGGCAAAGCCUGGGCUUCCCCCUCUGCCUGCUCCCAGGAGUGACAUCCAGCUACCCCUUUAUCCCGGCGCUGCCACCGGGGGCUGUUUGCAAACAGCCAGCUGCCAACCGGCUAGGGCAGGGUGUGGUUUGGCGGGGAGGGGGGAAUGCCAUCUUGGCGCAUUUGAGAUGCAUGUGGGGCAGGCCUAGCAAAUGCAGAACUAUGUCCUCUGUAACCACGGCAACCAGCGGCUGAGGUAGCAUUUCCCUUUCUCUCGCUGGCGAUGGCCCCGGUUGCUGCUGGGGGGGGCAUGGGCAGCUGUUGUUUUUCAGGAAUAGAUUAUGCUUGUUGAGGUGA
Molecule: messenger RNA, 1706 nt
Organism: Gopherus flavomarginatus (Mexican gopher tortoise)
Lineage: Eukaryota; Metazoa; Chordata; Testudines; Testudinidae
Gene: NUDCD3
Product: NudC domain containing 3
Exons: 6
Coding region: 222-1283 (353 amino acids)
Biological process (GO): protein folding
Cellular component (GO): cytoplasm
Source: RefSeq, a predicted model, not a curated record